AUGGCCUCCACGUCUGCAUCACCAUCGGAAAUCUCACAUCCAGUGGUUUUCACCACACAGACACCCUAUCCUCUGCCCUCGCAGAAAUUCAUGAUCCCGACGUCAUGGAGGCGCUAUCAGCUUUCGCAGCUCGUGAACAGAGCUCUGUCUCUUCCGAGUCCGAUACCAUUUGAUUUUCUGGUGCAUGGAGAGAUACUUCGAGGGACACUGACGGAAUGGUGUGCAGAGAAAGGGAUCGGCGAGGAAGAGAUGCUCGAGAUUGAAUAUUUCGAGUCGGUUAUGCCCCCACAGAAGAUGUCUGACUUGCCCCAUGAAGAUUGGGUCUCAUCGGUUUCAUGCGCAUUGCCAGGCCACUUCCUGACAGCAUCCUACGACGGACACCUACGCGUGUUCAACUACUCCCAAAAGCUACUCUAUACAUCCGCAGUGCAUAUGGCGCCCAUCACCUCAAUAUGUGUCAUACCUUCAUCCUCUUCAGCAUCAUCCCCAACUCUUCUCGCUAGCGCCUCGCACGACCUCACUGCACGAUUAUCCACACUCUCCUGUCCCUCUGACUCGCCUGAUUCAUCAGUGCAAGUCCAAGUGAUUGCCUCACUGCAUCUACAUACUGCAUCUAUAUCAUCCGUAUCUGCAAAUUCUGUUGGCUCGCACCUGCUCACUUCUUCCUGGGAUGAUUUAAUUGGUCUCUGGGAUACCUCUGUGCCCACCACAGAUGAAGUCCCACCGGAGGACGUAGACCGCAAGAAACGUCGUAAAGUGGACGAGCAAGCCUCAAGACCAAAACGCAAGGCACCCUUGUCAGUGUUAAAAAGUCAUACAGCACGAGUGUCAAGGGCUAUAUUUGGGACGAGCGAGGAAGCUUACAGUUGUGGUUUCGACUCGACCAUUCGCUCGUGGGACGUCGAAAAUGGCGUUUGCACGAAUACGAUUACUGCAUCCGCAAAACCUUUCCUCGACCUUGCGCUGACACAGUCCCGUACGGUUCUCGCAGCAUCUACAGACCGCACCGUCAGUCAGUAUGAUCUCCGUGCUUCUACGGCCUCCGCCACGACGCCAUCCACAGCAACUCUCCGCCACUCCGCAACGCCGUCAUGCAUUGUUGUACCCUCCACAUCGAACUCAAGUGUCGACACAAGCUCCGAGCACCAGCUGCUUACCGGCGCAUACGACGGUAUUGUACGUCUGUGGGACCUGCGCAGUGUGAAAAGUGCUGUCACAAGCUUCAAAGCAUGGGAGGGCACAGAGAAGACAGGUAAAAAAGUGCUCAGCAUAGACUGGGCUCGUGGCAUCGUUGGCGUUGGCGGUGAGGGCGGAGUAGAGGUCUGGCGUCUCGGGCAGGGAGGACGGGCGAUCCCGAGCUGA
Fibroporia radiculosa is the source of this 1362-nucleotide messenger RNA. RefSeq lists its product as uncharacterized. Gene Ontology annotation, cellular component: preribosome, large subunit precursor. The transcript has 4 exons. Gene Ontology annotation, biological process: ribosome biogenesis. Lineage: Eukaryota; Fungi; Basidiomycota; Agaricomycetes; Polyporales; Fibroporiaceae. The record is from RefSeq and is a predicted model, not a curated record. Gene Ontology annotation, molecular function: protein binding. The coding region runs from base 1 to 1362 and encodes 453 amino acids.